This is a messenger RNA of Microstroma glucosiphilum, 2586 nucleotides long. RefSeq names its product endoplasmic oxidoreductin. The transcript is spliced from 2 exons. Gene Ontology annotation, cellular component: endoplasmic reticulum; endoplasmic reticulum membrane. Lineage: Eukaryota; Fungi; Basidiomycota; Exobasidiomycetes; Microstromatales; Microstromataceae. The record is from RefSeq and is a predicted model, not a curated record. Gene Ontology annotation, biological process: protein folding in endoplasmic reticulum. Bases 417 to 2471 code for a protein of 684 amino acids. Gene Ontology annotation, molecular function: FAD binding; protein-disulfide reductase activity; thiol oxidase activity.
CUUCUCUACCCUACUAUGCGAGUCAUGCUUGACUGACAGAGCGUGGCGUGGAUGAAAGCAUCGACCAUUGGAGGAACGGCCUGAAAGCAGAUCAUCGUCGCCUAGGCUUGUGUUCCGGCCGUAGGGAGUGUUUGUCGGAAGUGCGAAGCGCGCCUCCACGUCGCUCGCAGCUGAUUGCCUGGAAAUUUGGGUGCCUGAGCCACGACCCCUUGCCGCCUUCCUCUAAACAGCCUCCCGUCCCUGCUCAUCGUCACCUUCCUCACUCACGUAGCAAUUCGAUGCUAGCAUAUCCUCUCCAUAACAUUGUCCCCAUUCCGACAUAGAGUUCUUGCCCUGAGCGAUCGACUCCCACCUACGAAGCUCAAAUCUCGGUCCUGUGGCGUACGGCCGCGGCGCAUCUGCCUCCGAUGGUGGCGAUGAGAAGCAGAACGACAUGGUCUCGCAAGAUCCAGGCUUGGGCAAUCCUGACCGCAUCCGCCGUCACCUUAGCGCUACUUAUCGGCACUGGAUCGUACUCCAGCCUCGCUGUAGCUGCCACUUCACCCUCAGCACGGCGCCCGAAUGUCCAGUUCCCCAUGCUCAGCGACCCCUCUCGCGGAACCCUAUUAGAAGACGUUCUGUCCGCGCCCCUAUCUUCCAGCGGCGACGACAUCUGUAGACCGACCGGCCAGAUCCACGAUGCCUGCUGCGACUAUGAGACGGUAGAGAAGAGGCUCAACACACCCAAGUUCUACCAGACGCUGAGGGAACUGGUGGAGACAAAUUACUUUAGGUACUACAAAGUGGAUCUCUACCGGGAUUGUCCGUUCUGGAGUGAGAAUGGACUGUGUAUGAAUCAAGCCUGCGGGGUAGAAAAGGCUAGCGAGGAUGAAAUUCCAGAAGAGUUCCGGUCUUCUCAGCUGUCCUCUGUAGCGGCAGCUGACCGUUCGGAGGUCAUCUUCCAAGAUGAUCAGAAGAAGACGUCAGGUAGAGAUACUUCUGCUGAUCCAUACGCUCCGCCAGAUAGCUGUGUAUGCCGCGAGACCGACUUCUGCCAUUGGGAAGCUGAGGAGUUUUCUCCCGAAUCCACUUGGGUCGACCUGAUAAAGAACCCGGAGCGUUUCACUGGAUACGCGGGACCAGGAGCCAAUCGAGUCUGGAAGGCCAUCUACGAAGAGAACUGCUUCGGCGCGGUACCCAAAGGCUCAUUCUUGGAGCCUCCGCGGGCGAAGUCUAGCGGCGGAGGCACAGGUUUCGUGGACAAGAGCAGUCUCACUGGUAGCUCAAAGGGUGGCGCUGCCUUUGGCUUCUCGCCUCCAGGACUGAGCAACCUCAUGCCUUCUUUGCAAGCUCCUUCCGACCCAGCAGCCAAUGAGCAGUGCCUAGAGAAGCGCGUCUUCUACCGCGUCAUCUCGGGCCUACACGCUUCCAUAUCCACUCAUAUCUGUUCCGACUAUCUGGAUCAAAAGAGUGGAGAAUGGUCGCCUAAUCUCGAAUGCUUCGUUUCGAGGAUAGCUCAACAUCCCGAGCGGCUGCAGAACGUAUACUUCAACUACGUCCUUCUAGUGCGAGCGUUGGCCAGAGCCGGGGAAUACCUUACCAGCUUUAGGCUCAAGAAGGGUCAUGCCAUUCCCGUCUCAGAACAACGCACCCUCACCCUACUAGAGUCCCUCGUAUCGCAGGCCAAUCAGUGCCCGCCGACCUUCGAUGAAGCGUCCAUGUUUCAGGCUUCAAACCCGGAGGCGCCCAUGCUUAAGCAGCAGUUCAGAGACUCUUUCCGGAACAUCUCUUCCAUCAUGGACUGUGUGGGAUGCGACAAGUGUCGCUUGUGGGGCAAGAUGCAAGUCAAUGGUCUAGGCACGGCCAUGAAGAUUCUCUUCUCCUUUGAUGAUGAAGACCUUGUGGACGUCGAGAAGAAUCCUGCUCCGUUGCUCGAGAGGAGCGAGCUCGUAGCUUUGAUCAAUACCUUGCAUCGCUUCGCUGAAAGUCUGAAUGCGGUCGAGACUUUCAGGCAGAUGUACCAAAGAGAGCUCAAGGGAGAGUCUUUGGCUACGCAUGGCGAUGGAAGCAAAUCGGAGGCGCACGAUGACACGCAAUCGCAGCACAAAGCUACAAACUCCCCUGUCGGGCCUCUGCAGACAGCAGCCGAGGUCGAGUCAGAAGUGCCUGAUACACUACCCUCUGACACUCAAGAUGACUGGAAAGCAAGAGUGGUGCCCAAUGGCAGUCAGGAGACACCGGCCAAGACGAUCAAGGAAGAAGCUCGCAGAUCGAGUCGUGACACUGCUGGUAGCUUGACUUUGUUGGCAAAAGAAUGGGUGCAACACUUCGUCAGGUCUACUUCCCGCACCCUCGAUGCCUGCAGAUCCUCCCUCGUCCGAUGCGUGGACUGGUUGUACAGUCCUGAGGAGUCUGUCACGCGGAGUGGGCAUGGGCAAGGCCUCGAGGAGAGCCGGCGAGGUAAUCUUGAUGGGCCCAAGGCGGAACUCUGAAGUUUCGAGAAUAGACGGCAUAUUGAGCCUCCUGUCACCUUUAUCAUUGUAUAUGCAUUUCUCCAUGGCGAUCAGAGCCAUACACUUAUACCGUACCAGUAUCUCGAUUCGCUCC